Cladocopium goreaui is the source of this 4224-nucleotide messenger RNA. The record is from the annotation of a GenBank genome assembly. Lineage: Eukaryota; Dinophyceae; Suessiales; Symbiodiniaceae.
AUGCUGGUUGGAACCUCCCUGCCUGACGGUCGCCCAGUCAAAGUUGUCGGUGCUGUCAACAAUGGUGUGCGUGGUUGCCACAGAUUGACAAUGUUUGAUGUGGUCUAUGCUAAAGGUGGUGCCAGGAUUGAACUGCUCCUCACUGACCUGUCGGUUGUGAUAGCCCAUGGUUUGAGCCCUGUGGAUGCCAUCAUGCGGUGUGUUGAGAUCUGCUCGGGUGCUGCUUGCUCCAGUGUUGGACUUGCUGCUGCUGGAUUUCGUCAUGUUGGGUCAGUUGAGUGGCGUGCCCCUUUGGUGGAAGUUCACCGUUCUUGUCAUCCUGGAAUUCCAAUCAUCCAUGGUGAUAUCGCCGACAUGUCUUGUUUGAAAGAGCUGGCUCAGACCGUUGAACCUCCAUUCUCUAUGAUGGCAGGUUUCUCUUGCCAGCCAUACUCGUCUGCUGGUUCCCAGGGUGGCUCCGGGGAUGAACGUUCUGGGACUGUUCCGGCCACUGUGACUGCAUGCCAUCUUUUGCAAGUGCCGGUCUUGUUGAUUGAGAAUGUCACCCAAGCCAGGACCAACCAGUUUGUUCGUGCAUGUUUGCAGCAACUUGAAUCGCAGUUGGGCUAUAGUCUGAAUGAAGUUUGUUUGAGGUUGGAAGAUAAUUGGUGCACUCGCCGAUUUCGCUGGUGGCUUGUUGCCACGCAUCCGAGCAUUGGUCCCAUUGCCUUGCCUGAAUGGCCCAAGCAUCCAAGCCUCAACAUCCGUGACAUCAUGCCAUUCAUCAAACCAUGGCCACAAGAGGUUCUUGCUGAGUUAAUUUUGUCGGACCAUGAAGUUUCACGUUUCACCCUCGAUGGUUCCACUCUCCGCAAGUACCAUGUCCAAUUAGAUGGUAAGCUGCCGACCAGUUUGCACUCCAGUGGAUGUCAAGCCGAUGCCUGCCCGUGUGGCUGCAGACCGGAGUUUAGUGACCAGCUCAUCCGUCAGAAGGGUUUGUAUGCACAGCUUGUUCAGAUCCCGGUGAGUGAUGGCUCAGUGGUUUUUCGUCAUUUGCACCCAUGCGAGCUUGCCCUGCUCAACGGCAUGCCACCACCUGAGGCUUGGAUGGGUCCUGACAGACCUUCUUUGAAGGCUCUGCUUACACGGCUCUUGACAUGUGCCCGGGACCUGUUUCCUAGUUUGGUGACACCGAACGUGCCUGUGGACUGGACCAUGUUGACUUAUCCUGAUGGCACCACUGUCCGGGUUCAGGUCCGUUCAGACACUACGGUGAUUGAACUGUUUCAAGCCGAACUUGCUCUGUCUCAGGAUGCCACUUCUGACCAUUGGAUUGAUGCUGCAACAGGUCAGACUCUGGACUACUAUGCCAAAGCUGCUGGACUCAACAUCUUGGUUCGAGGUGCCCGACACACUGCUGCUGCGUCAUCCACGGAUCAUGUCCCUGUUGCUGUGUCUUCGAUUCCCAUUCCUUUGGACUUUGGAGAUCAGGAUGUCAGUGUUCCCAUGGACUUGCCUGUCGACAACCCUUCUGGUCCGUCUGAUGUUGGUGGCCCUAUGACUGGUGUGGACUCGUCUGGAGUGGCGUCUGGUGGAUUUGCUUCGGUUUCUGGUCCUCCCACCGUUGCUGUUCCUGUCUCUGAUCAUGCUGGCCCUGUCAUGGACACCUUGUUGAGUCUCCGUCAUUUGACUGGUUAUCAACUUGCAGCACUUCUCCCCCCACUUGUGACAGAAGUCAGUACAUGUGAGAGGUAUCGUCAAGCAGUGGCUCCUGCCAACACACGUCUUGCCAUUUUGGCCAAUGAAGGGCGUGCCAUGGGAGAUGAUGAAGUCUCACUGCACCUUCGUGCUUGCAUUCAGUUGAGUGGUAGGCCUGGCACUCGCUUUCUUGAUACUUUGCUGGCUGUUGGAUGGUUACAGUGUGGUACGGUUUGCAAGGUUCAAGAGUGGCUCCAACUUGUUCCAGAUACCACAUGCAUUGUCACCGUUGUUUCUGUCCAAGACCAUUGGAUGCCGGUUGUCUGGUCAGUCGGUAUUUGUGAAAUCCAAGUCGCCAUGUGGGAGCAUGCAGAUGUUGACAUUGAUUGCCUCAAUCCAUUGCAUGGACUGCUUUGCACUGCAUUUGGCAAGCCGAUGUUUGCCCUUGCUUGCACACGUCGCUCAUAUGCCAGAGGCUAUUGUGGAGCGUCUGCGGUGGCAUUCGUUUCCCACCGCCUCCUCGGCCAUGAUUUGCCUGCAUCCGAAACUGCCCUGGCAGCAUUGCAUCAAGACCUCAAAGCUAGUUUUGCUGAGUCAUGCCGUGCAGCUGUUGCAUUGCCCAAGCCAUGGUGUUGGGGUCUUGGCACUCAGGAUGUCAUUGGGUUGGCCUCUGAACUCCUGCAAAGCCACGGAGUACCCCAAGCGCAGGCCACUUUGCGUGCCAAGUUGGUUGUCCAAGCCUUGGGAAAGCAAGAAGUCCAACAAGCCUUGCAUGGGGUUGCUCCCUGGAAAUCGUUGAAAGCACUAGCAAACAUGCAACAGCCGCCUUUGCAGAUGGUUCUUCCUGACGAGCAAGCUCAGCAUAGUGCCAAGAGACCUGCUAGCAAGCCCAAGAAGGCCCAACAGCCUGGUAAGUUUGCUCCCUCGAAGCCUGCUGAACUUGACCCGUCCAAGUUGAUUAUUGCCCCAGGUGCUUUUUGUGCUGGUGAUGACGAACCCUUGUGCCAGGUGCCGUUUGCUUCCAUUGGCCCUCUUGCCAGUGGUGUCAUUUUGGCCACUUUUCAAGAUGCUGUGCCCUUUCUUCAGGCGGGACAAUUGUUGACCCAAAAGAGCCUUGCGUUGUUGGUUUUGCAUGCCCCUGCGGACUUUCAGACGAGCUUGCAGUGGUCGACUGUGCGGUUUGCUGCAAGGUGUAGCAUGAAUCAGGAACCUAUGCUGAUCACUGGUCAUUUGGUUCAACUUGGCCGCACUGUUGCCUACCAGUACCGAGCCAAAGACACCCCGUCCAUUUUGUCUGUCGAGGUCGCAUGUGCCAGAGUUUUGGUCUUUCAAGAUCAGUGGGAGGGCAAAUGGGAAGACUUCGCUGCCAGACCUGUCAAACAUGUCUUGUCGGUCUUGUCCUGUCUGCAGACCUGUCGUAACAGCCCUGACUGCCAGUGCCCAGGCUGGCAUCCUGAACCAGACAGCUCACAUGAUGCAGUGCUUGAUGUAUUCCGCAGGCAGUUCUUCAACGACACAGGCCGAGCUGUUAAAUGGGACAAAGCUACCCAUUUUUCUGUGAUGAUCAGGUACGUGAAAGCCCUUGAAACAAAGGUUCUGUGCGCCAGUGGAUCUCAUGGGGUGUUUGUGGAGCCCAAAACUGAAGAUGCUCUCCGGCCUCAUGAAGACUUCCAGGUAGUUUGGCUUCCACAGAUGGAUUUUAGUGCUGUUGCCCACAAAGCCAAGUGUGAAGUUGAUUGCCUUGGAAUUGCCCGUUCUGGAAAGAGACUCGGCCUUCGAGUUCAUGUUCAGCAUUUCCAAAGGGUUUUCACCAGUGCCAAACCUGAUGCUGUCUACUUGGCCCCAGGCAACCGCCUGACGUUUCACAGUGGUCCAUGGCCCUUUGGAUGUGAUCGGAAAAGCAUAGCCAAGUUUUUGAAAGCCAGUGGAUGGGAAUGCCGGCCUUUACAGCCGAUCCAACAUGUGUCUGGAGGAUUGAUGUGGAGUGUUCAAGCUGUCCAGGAGCCUCCGCAGAAUGUGCUGACCAUGCAGCAUGGCCAAGUAGUGAUCACAUGCCCCGACACCAAGCCCGCAAUGCCUGAGGUGGACAGUGCCACAGUUGGAAAUGCCAAAACGUUGGAGUUGUGCCGCCCCGCAGAUGGACUUGCAGCCGACCCUUGGUUGACAAGUGACCCCUGGUCCAAAGCAGUUCAGCAAGUCACGCCAACACCAGUUGGACCUCCUGCUCCACAUGUGCUCCAGGAACUGGAACAGCGCAUCGAGAAGACCAUUUUGGCCAAGAUGCCUGCCACUGAUCGUAUGGAAGUCGAUGACCAGGAUCAACGACUUCAGGCGCUGGAAUCCCAGUUCCAACAGCUUGCCAACCGCCAGACAAGCCUCGAGAGCACCGUGCAGGAACACCAUCAACAGAGCACAGCCCAGGUGCAGUCGCUCCAGCAACAGAUGAAGGUCCAGCUUGAUCUCCAGACCCAACAGAUGCAAUGCAUGCUCACUGACCAGAUGGCCAGAAUUGAAACCAUCUUGGCCAAGAAGCCUCGUACCGAGUGA